CAAACAAGCACGUUUUAUGGAGAUAAUAACACUGCAGCCAAUGUGUUUAAUAAUGAACCAAUUAUGAACAUUUUUGUUAGUACUAUUCACGUACACAGCCACAUUUAUAAACAUAAAUACAUAAAUGUAAAAAAGAUAUACUGGAAUUACCCUUUAGACCUUUAACAGCUUGCCAUUCUCAGUGUACACCCCCCACCUAUAAAGUAAAUGUACUGUUCGCAGUCAAAACGCAAGCCUGACUCAGGUCUUAACCAUUCCAAACUGUACCAAAUUGUUCAGUGAAGGAAACACAGCAUUACAUUUCCAUGUCAGUUUGAAUGGUUCCCCCUUUUUUUACCUGAGCAGCGGCCCUCACAAUGUCUGUGCACGGCCCUGGUUAGUGACAGCAAACUACUGGAGCUCGGUGUAGUUGCUUUCGUUUGUUGUCUGUACGUUAGCUACUACACCUUUAUCAACUUUCCCUCCAUGUCCGGACACAGUUCAUAUCGAGCCUGUUCUGGGAACUCGUUUUUCCACAGCGACAGUUAGUCUCACGGACGGACGGACGGACAGACAGCGUGUGUCAGAGAUUGAAUGUCAUGACUGAGGUGUAAAUGAAGCAGAGACACGGCAGACAUGGAGACCUGCGUCAUGUCUGCGCUGGACAGGCCCGCGGCGGAGCUGACGGUGACGGACAUCUACGACAUUGCGGCGCUCCUCGGACAGGAGUUUGAGCGGAUUAUCGACAGGUUUGGGUGCGAGUGUCUGGUUGGAGUUGUGCCGAAGGUGGUGCGGGUGUUGGAGCUGCUGGAGGCGCUGGUGAGCCGCGGGGCCGCCGCACAGGAGACCGAGGAGCUGCGGAGGGAACUCGAGAGACUGCGACAGGAGCGGAGCGACAGAUACGAGCAGGAAAGGAAACACGCGAAGGAGUUGGAGCUAGUGGAUGAUGUGUGGAGAGGUGAAGUCCAGGACCUGCUCUCUCAAAUCACUCAGCUUCAGACAGAGAAUAAGAGGCUCUUAGUGAGCAUCUCUCACAAAGAGUCCCCGGUCACAGAGGAAGACCUGCAGAAACAGGAGGGAAUGUCAGAAAAAGAAAGACGAGUUAUGAAGAAGCUGGAGGGCAUGGUGGAUAAGCAGAGGGAUGAAAUCCGGGCUAAAGACCAUGAGCUAACACUAAGAAACGAGGAUAUUGAUGCAUUCCAGAUGCAGCAACAUCGGCUGAUAAUGAUCAACCAGGACCUUCGUCGCAGAAUAGGAGUGAUGGAAGCCCAGGGAAAGGCACUAAUCCAGCAGAGGGCUGAGCUGGAGGCUGCAGCCCAGGCACAGCAGCAGGAGGUUGGGGCUCUGCAGCUGGAGGUCACAAGGUUGAAAAAGGAGCUCCGGGAGUGGGAGCUGGAGAGAGCGCUUACUGAGAUAGAGGAGUCCUCUGGGAUGUGUUCGCCCUCAACAUCAUCAUCACAAAUGAUGAUCUCGGAAAAAACGCCACCUGACACCAUUAAACCAAAUUCAGUGUGGAUGGAGUGUGGAGGUGAUGCUGGAUUCUUGGCAAACUGCUUUGAGCACAACAAGGGUCCUUCCAUUCUCCCAGGUCCAUCUAAUGGAGAAAAUACUGAGGAAGAGCGUGAAAAAGAUGAGGACACGACAACUUUGUUACUGAGGGUGCCAGCUGAUACAGAGCUAGAGGAGGAGACAGACAGCCUGGAGCAGGAGUCAGACAAACCUCGUUUUACUCUCCAGGAGUUACGGGACGUCCUGCAGGAGAAGAAUGAACUCAAGGCAGAAGUCUUUGUGCUGCAGGAAGAGCUGGCUUAUUACAAAAGCAAUGAGUCUGAGGAUGACACCAGCCCCCUUGAUUUUUCUCCAUCUCCUCCACCAUGCACCAAUUCCACUGAUCAGCCUGAGUCAGGAAUACGGCGCUUGAUCUUCACUGCCAUAAUGCCAAUGGUGGCAGCCGGCUUGAUCACAGAUGAUCCAACAUUGAUGCCAAUCCGAAGACUUGUUUCCUUUGUAUGAAUGUAAAUUCUUUAUCUUUUUUGACCAUCCAAAAAUGAGUUAAUUCUUAACCAUUUCUUAUGUGAUUUAAAACCUAAUCUGAUUGUUUUUGUCUACAUGGAUUCACAAAGUCAUAAAGACACUCAUCAGGCCACAACUUAAAAAAAACUGUUACCUGUUGUAAUGUUGUGGAUCAGCACAAAGUCCAGUUUUUAUUUCUCAGUGCACAAGAAUUACUUUGUAAUUUCAAAAUCAAUUUGCACAGGUUUUACAGGUAAAACCGUAAUGAAUUUUAAAAAAUUGUUUUAAGAGUAGUGUUAGCCGAGAAAAUACAUUUUGGUAAAAAUGUUUUACCUAGCGUGGCAAAAUGAAACUAAGUAGUAAAAGGCGAGAUAAGUGGCUGAACGUGGACAGUCUUACAAGUGUCAAAAGUCUCAGGGUUUUGUGGUUGCUUAAAAAAUUACCAUCUGUGCCUGCUCGAGUUUAUGUAGAACUUAGCACCCGAUGUUCUCUCUCCUUUGCUUUUACUAGUACAGAAUUUAUGUCACUGUGCUUUAUAUUGUACUUGCCUAUCAGUAUAGCACUGGUAGCACUGCCUUAAUAGGCACUUUUAAGUUCCUGAGUAGUCAGAAAUUGGUCAAGCCACCUGUACCCACAAAAGGUGCUGGGACUUUGAGUGUAAUAUGUGGCUCUAUGUGAUGGCAUAUUAUUGUGAGGACAUCAUUAUGGACAUUUUUGUCCAUUUGGGCAAAUGUUUCCUCUUGAUCUGGCCAUCGUUUUGGCUGUCAAUUUUUUGUGAGAAUUCAAAUCAAAAUUUGAAAUUCAAAUUUUGCUUUUUCUAUUUGGAUCAAUAGAAAAAAAAUGACCAUAGUCUCAAGUCAUUAGAGACAAAAAUGUACACUUACAAAAAUUGUUAUAAAAAUAUUACAGAUUCAUAUUUUUCAACUAAACAAAAAUAGUCUUGAAUGUGUCAUUAAGUCCUUGUCCUUAAUGACUCAUUUUAAAUUUGAUGCUAAACAAAAACUUAUAAUGCUUUUUUCAUAAAUAACAGUGACAUCAAUUAAUCAAACUGGCAUUUAACAAGUAAUGCCCUCAAAAGGAUUGAAUGUUUGGUAUUUUUGAGGUUGUUAAAGAGUUUUAUGUAGAAACAUGCUGAAAAAAAAUGAAUUUGUAAAGUUUUUUGGAAGUGGACAUUUUUGUUCCUCAUGACUUAAAAGGGUAGUAAAUUAAACUGAUGCAUGAGGAUUAAAGGUCCAGUGUGAAAUAAUUUGCGUCAUCUUGUGGUGAGACUGUGGAUUGUAACAAAUGUAGGACUCACUGAUGCUAGGAAUACCAAAGCAAUUAUACACCAAAUACAAACAUGCUCCCAAGUAUUCAAUUUCUGUCAAUGUACCUUUGUUAUUUAACACACUGGACCUGUAAGUCUGAUUUCAUGGUACCUCUGUUUUCCUCUAUGCAAAUAUUUGUUCAGAUUAACAUAAUAAUAAAGCUUUAUUUUUUCUUA
This is a messenger RNA of Solea solea (common sole), 3475 nucleotides long. Its product is annotated as RILP-like protein 1. Gene Ontology annotation, cellular component: ciliary basal body; cytoplasm. Bases 616 to 1992 code for a protein of 458 amino acids. Gene Ontology annotation, molecular function: protein dimerization activity. NCBI's taxonomy places the organism in Eukaryota, Metazoa, Chordata, Actinopteri, Pleuronectiformes, Soleidae. The transcript is spliced from 8 exons. Gene Ontology annotation, biological process: cilium assembly. The record is from RefSeq and is a predicted model, not a curated record.